CUCUUCCACUUUAGUGUUCUUUGUAAAAUCUUCAUACGUCAUCAAUGACUCAUCAUGUUUGAACGUGAGUCGCGGGCCUGGCACUUCAUUUGCCCACCAGACCCAACGGCGUAUAUUAGCAACUAAAUAUUACGAAAUAACGUUCAAAACACAACACAAUUGGACUUGUUUUCACUUGAUGGCCUUCGAUAUCUGUUCCAGUUAAUAUCUCGUCGCAACAUAUCGUACCUGCUAUGAGUUGCCAACUAAGUGGGCUUUUCAGCAUUGGCGAGGAUUUUGACGAUGAGGACCUUCUUGGGAGCACCUGGGGGGUUGCACCCCAAACUGUCGUGCCAUCCCGCCCCUUCGGUGCUGCUUGUGUCGCUUCUAGUGAUUCUGGUAACAAACUCCUCCAGAGAUCAGCUUCCCCGUGUUCCCCUUCAUCCUUGGAAACAGCUGCGCCCACUUUGCGGGGGCUCUCCUCUACAAGUCGGGCUCACCCCAUUCUACCAGAACUUAAAGAGCACCACAUUGAGGAGCAGAAGAGACCCACUGCCACUUUGCCACACUCUAUGCUGACUGCUGCCUAUGUCACCCGCAAAGAUUCCAAUUGCAACCUACUACAGCCAGGUGGAGAUUCACUGCAUCUUGCUUUAAAAACAUUGACUCCAACUUUGAAGAAACCUUUAACAGUUGGUCAGGCCUUGGGGCGCCAACCGCUCUCUACACCAGCCUUCCCCGGGCCACAUGUGGGGGCACACCAUAGGCCUGGCACCACUGUGCCAUCCCACACUUUGGGCCGGGAGAAGGUUGUUCCGACUUUGCAGCAGCUCUCUUCCGGCCCUCGAGCUUUUACCUUUCAGCACUCUGCCUCAGUUCUCCCUGAGUCCCACUCAUGGGUGCAGCAGAGCCCCAUCCACUCCACCGAUGUGGCAACACAUUCGCUAGCUGCCACCCCUGUCAUCCCUAGAGAGACUAUGACAAAUCCUUUCAAGUCAAACACAGAGAGAUCACCUCAACCCCUUUCAACAUUUAAGAGUGAUGUCACUGAGCUUCACUUGGGGGUGUCACACAAGUCUGCCAUCAGUGACAAUGCAGAUGAUGAUUUUGAUGACUGGGACUUGGACCUCAAAGAUUUAGAAGAAUGUGAACGUCUCGCAGAACGGAUUGCUCCAGUCAAAACUCUGCGCCCCACCAACAGUAGAGUGACUGAAAGAGUGCUAACCCCAACGCCCCCCUACCUCGCCCCGAUGCGAACUAUUACCACCUCCUCGCCGGUUCCCAACUCUUUUUCCAAUACUCUUGGCAAGCCUCAGCAGGCGUCGUGGAGGACCCAGACACCAACCCACCCACCCCGGGGCCUCUUUGAGACCAUUUCCCCUGGGCCUUCCCCCUCUUCAGCUUUUAGUCACCACCCCCUCAGCACACCACUGCUGACCAACCACCUGGUUCAGCUGGUGUCUGCGUCCAGUAAGGUUUCCCGUAAGAGGCCUCGGUCGGAACCUCGGCCGCCCAUGACGCGGCGCUUCCCGGGCCCGGCUGGGCUCCUCCCACAGCAGCCACAAAGUGAGAGUCUAGAUGAGAUUGUGGUGUCCGUUUCCCACAAGCCUGCCCAUAAUGUGGCAGAACGCCCUCCAAAGCAGGUUUCCAGCUCCCAGUCCGAGGAAGAGGAGUUCAGCAGUGGCCCCUGGGCGGCAAUGAAGGCUGAGAUGGGAUUGGAUGAGCGAAACCCAGUGUGCUUUCUGCGUUCUUACAGCGUGGUCAUGGUGCUCCGCAAGGCGGCUUUGAAACAGCUGAACAAAAACAAAGUCCCAAACAUGGCUGUCAUGCUCAAGAGUAUCAACCACACCCACACUGAUGCAAAGGCUGUGUUCAAGGAUCCUACAGGUGAGAUCCAGGGUACGUUCCAUCGGCGCCUUCUGGAGGAGCGCUUGGGGGAACUGAAGGUUGGUGCUGUGCUGCUGCUAAGGCAGGUGGGUGUUUUCUCCCCCUCCCACCGCAACCACUACCUCAACGUGACGCCCAAAAACCUCCUCAGGGUCUAUUCGCCAGAUGGAAUGUGUCACACAUCGGGGCAGCUACCCCCACUGAUUCUGGAGCCGCCAACGUCACCAUUGCCCACCGACAGACCGGUCUCUUGCAUGCAGCUAAUGUUCGACGAGGAUGACUGUGAUGAUGACGGCACAAAAUUCAAUGAGGAAAACCCGCAAAAUUCAAGCUGGGAUGCAGACGACUUGGAUGAGCUCCUAGUGGCGCUCCCUGAGGACCCAGCCUUUGACGGGAACUGAUGCAUCACCGCUGACCUAUGUUGAUAAUGGUAAAAACAUGCCAAAAAAGAAAAAAAUUGGGUUGUUGUUGAAAGCUACCCCAGGUUGUUAUUUCUGUUGGUAUUAAUUAAAACAAAUACAU
Molecule: messenger RNA, 2388 nt
Organism: Corythoichthys intestinalis (scribbled pipefish)
Lineage: Eukaryota; Metazoa; Chordata; Actinopteri; Syngnathiformes; Syngnathidae
Gene: hrob
Product: homologous recombination factor with OB-fold
Exons: 10
Coding region: 234-2267 (677 amino acids)
Biological process (GO): recombinational repair
Source: RefSeq, a predicted model, not a curated record